AUGGCUUCUCAAAACUUAGAUCAGCUAGUCAAGGGAUCUUCAGCUUCAUCUGAUCCCCAAACGGCUUCUUCGUCUUCUUCACCUUCCGAUGCAUUGAAUGCUCCUCUCCCACAGUCGUCUCCCUCUCCGGAUUCCUCUUCUUCCCCGCCACAUCUCUCGACUCCGGAUCCGCUGUCAACUUUGCCCUCCUCCCCACCCCAGAUCUACUUGAAUCUCCUUAUCCUAGAAAGCUCUCUUCGGGCUCAAUAUCUGGCACUACGUGAACGUCGACGACAGAAUACCUUCUUCCUCCUCUUGCUCGCUUCGUGGAUUGCUUACUUCGCCUACGCGCUCUUCCUCCGCCCGAGAGAAGAUGGCCGCGGGGUGGGAGGCUCUGUCUAUUGGGUGGUGGAUAUGGGAGAGAAAGUUGCCCUGAUUGGAGGAGUCGUGACAGCGCUUCUGGGCUGGGGCACAGGGCAGUGGGAGCGCGGAGUACGCUGGCCACGGCGCUGGCUUGCCGUCGCCAACCGCGGCCUGCGUUGUAUGAACACCAAGAUCAUCAUCAUUCGCGGGUCUUGGUGGCAGGAAUUGCUCUCGUACCUGGCUUUUCUGUUUCCCUUUUCCGCUCCCUUUUCAUCAUCGCCCAGCGGGAAUUUCCAUUAUGUCGAACGUAAUCUGACCGAGAAACGCGGUGGUCGGCAGCACUACCAGCAAUAUUACAACGUGGACACCGAGUCGGGCCUAGUAGAGGAAGAUCUCAGUCCCGGGGGCGAUUACAUUCGACUUUUGCUUCUCCCCAAGUCGUUCUCGCCGGAAUUUCGUGAAAACUGGGAUGAUUAUCGCACGGAUUUUUGGGAUAAAGAAAAUGAAAGACGCGCCCAGCUUCGGCAGGAACUACGGGAACGAGAGCGCCAGGUGGCCCAGCAUGAUGGCAGCUGGUUCUGGUGGGUUGGAUUGGGAUGGAAGGCGUCGCAGCGACGACGAGCUGUUGCUGCUACUCUGAACCGAUCUGGCGAACAUGGGCAUCGCCAUCAUCCUUCCAUUAGCACCAAACACAGUCAUGAGUUUAAGUCUCCUGUUCGCCGCAGCACCCGCUCCGACUCCCAUUCCCGCACCCCAUCUCGCAGCAGCACCCCGGUUGACCUUGACGACCGACCUCCUUCACGAUCCUCUCCCGUCGGUCGUCCUCGUCGAGGUAGCACAACUCCCUCUACUACCUCGACCACGGAACACAGCCAGAACAAAAAGAAGAGAAGCUCCAAAACACUCCCACGUGGGCUCUCGCCCCUCACACAAGCACAGAUCAGAGAAGGCGUGCGUCCACCGUCGUUUUCAUCAGAUGACUCCAUCAGUGUAAUCGGAGAGAAAGACAAGGACGAAAAGUUUGAAUCUUGA
This is a messenger RNA of Aspergillus wentii DTO 134E9, 1374 nucleotides long. RefSeq names its product Spo7-like protein. NCBI's taxonomy places the organism in Eukaryota, Fungi, Ascomycota, Eurotiomycetes, Eurotiales, Aspergillaceae. Gene Ontology annotation, molecular function: phosphoprotein phosphatase activity; protein phosphatase regulator activity. The transcript has a single exon. Gene Ontology annotation, biological process: nuclear envelope organization. Gene Ontology annotation, cellular component: Nem1-Spo7 phosphatase complex. Bases 1 to 1374 code for a protein of 457 amino acids. The record is from RefSeq and is a predicted model, not a curated record.